Messenger RNA from Phragmites australis (common reed), 1398 nucleotides. Its product is annotated as protein SRC2-like. The transcript has 7 exons. The record is from RefSeq and is a predicted model, not a curated record. Lineage: Eukaryota; Viridiplantae; Streptophyta; Magnoliopsida; Poales; Poaceae. The coding region runs from base 88 to 864 and encodes 258 amino acids.
GCCCUCGGCACCAUUCGUGUCGUGCUCGCAUCCAUUAGCCACCACGACGCUCCGCCGGUCUCCUCUCUAAUUCGACGGUCCUUUUCCAUGUCCAUCCACGGGCUAAUCCUCGAAGUCAGAGUCACCGGGUGCCGGAAGCUGCGGGACACGGAGUUCUUCACGCGGCAGGACCCCUACGUCGUCCUCGAGUACGCCACCACCAAGCUCCGCACCCGCACCUGCACCGAUGGUGGAAGAAAUCCGACUUUUGAUGAGAAGUUUCACAUACCCCUCAUUGAAGGGCUCCGUGAGCUGAAUGUUAACGUUUGGAACAGCAACACACUCACCCAUGAUGACUUCAUCGGCAGUGGCAGGGUUCAGCUCCACAAGGUGCUCACACAAGGAUACGAUGACUCCUCAUGGCCGCUUCAGACACGCCACAUGAGAUCUGCUGGGGAAGUGAAGCUCAUUAUGCAUUUUGAUGUCUCAGCAAUGAAGAACAAGAUGACUAAAAGUGCCGCCACAUCAAGGAUGCAUUCUGUUCCUCCACCUUCAAUGCCUACACCAGCCCCAGCGUUAGCAUCAGCAGUUCCAUACACUGGCGUCCAACCUUCAUAUCCACCUGCUUCAGCAUAUCCUGCAGCAUCUCGGUACCCAACUUAUCCAACUCCGAGCCAUUCACCAUACACCAGCCCAGAAUAUGCACCACCCCCGCAGCAACCAUGCCCACAAGUGGGAUAUCCUCCUCCAUCGUAUCCGCCACAGCCAUAUGGGCAACCAUACCCACCACAGCCAUAUGGGCAACCAUACCCACCCCCACCAACAGCACAGUCCCCGUAUCCACCUGCACCUUACCCUGGAACUUAUCCACCAAGACCUUAUUGAUAUAGUAGCUUCGGUAACCUCAAGCAGAGGCAUCAAAAGCAACAAACAACCAUCGUGAUGCUAUAUGAUGUGUGACUGCGUGUGGAUUCUUUAUUUCUGGUUAUAUGGUUAUUUUUCUAACAAAAUACUAUCAAUCUAAGCUGAAGGCAUGGAUGCCUUGUGAGAAAUAGAAGGGAAUAUCAAGUAUUUACAUGUCUGACGCUGAAGAAGCUUGGUUAAGUGAAACAAAUGGAAAUUGUUUCCUUUGAAUGAAUCGAGUGAACAGCCCAGCAAACAUCAGUUAUAUUUACCCUCUCUAAUAUGUACUAGCUUGCAGAAUGUCUUGACGAAGUCUAACCUAUAUUUGCUUGUUGUGGUUUGCCGGAUCAGAGAUUAGACCCAACUUGCUUCUGUUUUGGAGUCAUGUCUGACUGUUCGGUGGCUAUAAAAAUUGUGCAUAAUGGGGUAUUGGUGAUAACUGCAAAUGUGGUAGCUGUGAAGGUUGCACAUGUAUUUGUAACACCCAAUAAAUUUGCUUUGGUUUGAACUCUUGAA